Messenger RNA from Varroa destructor (honeybee mite), 5042 nucleotides. RefSeq names its product leucine-rich repeat flightless-interacting protein 2-like. NCBI's taxonomy places the organism in Eukaryota, Metazoa, Arthropoda, Arachnida, Mesostigmata, Varroidae. The record is from RefSeq and is a predicted model, not a curated record. The transcript has 6 exons. Gene Ontology annotation, biological process: regulation of DNA-templated transcription. Bases 764 to 2200 code for a protein of 478 amino acids.
GGCUUCGGCAUCAGUCACGUCAGCAACCCUUACCAGAAGGAGUGGGACGCCAAUAAAAUUAAUUAUAUUUCAAGGAAUUGAAGGAUAUUGGCGAGGCGGCGAUAUUACCGGAAAAUGUGACGAUCGCGCCACCUCAACAUCAAUGCAACGUUAGGAACACUGUAGUUACAGAUACGACGUUAAAUCAUUACUUGCAGUGCUGUCCAAACAGGAAAGAGGAGUGCGCGACUCUGGAGAGCAACUGUCAGCUCCAAAAGAGUCGAUCAGCUAUACUCGCCAUAGUGAAGCGUUCGCAAACGAAUUUGUUCUCGAUUUACCUCGCAGCAGAUUAGAUAAAUAUACAAAAAGAAAAGCAAUCGAUACAAGCAGCAGUAACUCAUUACCUGACAGCCCAAGCAGUGGGCAAAUAAGUUAGUCAGCAAACCGUUCAGUAAGCGAUUAUGAAAUAAGAAGUAAAUACCUAGCGAUGCAAUGGAUUUUCGCUAAAACAGGAUCAUAUGCAGGGUCAAGAAAAGAAAACAAGGGUCCACUGUCUAGUGUAUUAUACAAUAGGUGGGGUAGCAAACAGUGAUUCGGCAGACGGAACAUCCAUCUCGAUUUAAGUGCAAACUGCUUGUUAACAGACCAUUUUCCGGCAACUUUACCGGCAAGAUUCGCUCUGAUCGAACAAUCAGAUCACAGCGACUCGACGGGUUUCAACUGGUGUACCCACCCGGUUCGGAAAAUUGUCUAGUUAGUCAUUCUGCGACACUCUACGUUCGAAAUGAAGAAGAGUGCUACCUCUGGAUCGUCAGCGUCGGCGGCAGCGCUUAGAGGGGCGCGAGCAUCCGGCGGCGUCGGAGCGAUCUUGGGAAGGGGCGCAGGAUCUAGUUUGUCUCCGACGCGCGGUGCCAGUGGCGUUACCGGCAGCGAACGAACACGAGCUUCGACAAACGUCGGUCCAACAGCAACAGCAAGAACGAUGACAAUGGAUGGAGGAAGUACGACGCCUACGCAGCGUCGGAGGACGUCCGCAGUGAGCCCCAUGAUGAAUGGAGGCUAUGCUGGUGGAAACAAUACUACUCUAGGUACUGGCUCCGUAGGUGGCGGAAGGGGUGGUGGAGGGACCGGCCUACCAGCCUUUGCUCCGGAACAACAUCAGAUCGAUCAGAAUGUCCGAGAGGCGGAAGCUCGUUUAGCUGCCCGCCGUCGAGCCCGUGCGGAGGCCCGAGCCGCUCGAAUGAAGCUUCUAGAUGCUGCCGAUGAUGAGGGUGGUGGAAGUGGUCGACCUCGAAACCGGGAUGUCCGAGCGGCUUCAAUUGCGUCAGCUUCAUCGAGACGGAGCAGUGACGCCGAGUCCGAGUUCGGAGAAUAUAGUCGAGAAGAUUUAGAAGAUCAACUUCGAAAAGCGUUGGUAAUGAGUCAUCAAUUGGACUCCGAGAAGCAGGCUCUCAACUAUAUGGUCGAAACGUUACGUGACGAUAUGGAGGAGCUAAUGGAGAAUAUGGUGCAGUUAAGAAAAAAACUUGCUGAUAAGAUUCGGGCCUUCGACCAGCAAACGAGGGAUUUCAACAAUCUCCAACAGGACAAGAGUUACCUGGAACACCAGAUAUCCGAACGGGACCGCCUAAUAGGGGAACACGGCCUGGUGUUAGUUGGCGAAGAUGAAGGCCAACUACAGUUAUUGAGUAAGGACAUGUCUGAAGUUUUACGUUCGGCGGGUGAAGGAAAUCUUGAGAAGAAACUUCAGUCACUUGCUGAAGAGAAGACAUCAUUGGAGGAUGAAGUCACACGGUUACGUGAAGAGUUACGAGAAGAAAGAGCUCGGGUGCACCGGUUGGAGGACAUGUCUCGACAGGCGGGUGGACGCGAUACCCAAGCGAUUUUAGACGCCCAGCGUGAGGCAAGCAAAAUCGUCUCGGACUACAAAUAUCGACUGAAACGGGCUGAGCAAGAAGUAACUACCCUGAGCUCCCAGGCGGCGCGGCUCGACACACAGCUUAAACACUACAAAAGUCAAGCCGAAUUAUCAGAAAAGGCCGAGGAGGAGCUCAAGGCGGAAAAGCGGAAAAUCUUGCGCGAACUGCGCGAAGCCCAGGCUCGAAUUGAUGAGCUCGAGACGAGUAACAGUCAUCUGCAAAAACGGAUGGACAAGCUAAAGACGGCACGCAGUCAAAUACUCAGCGAGGCCGCAAGGGACACCUCGCCUCCGCCGAUCUAACAAGUCUUCCUUCACUUUACUCUAUCCCGAACCUCUACCUCUUCCCCAAACAUACGAAAAUGUAGCAGCGAAGUUCCAAGGAUUCAGGCCGUAUAUAUUUAGUUAUCUAUAGUCAGCUUUUCACUUGAGAGAGAGAACGAAACAAAUGUAUGCCAUAAACACGUGACAACUGUUGACAAGAACGAAUAUAAGCUUUUAUAUUUCCAUCUAUGGCAAUUUCUACGCAUACACAAAUCCGCUAUGCUGGUUCAUUUGUGAGUCUCAUAGAGCGCGGCAUUGCUAUAUGCUCACACAUCUGCGGCUCAGUAAUGUAGUCUAGCCGAAUUGCCGAUCAUUCUUCGUGAUGAAAUAAAUAUAGUGAAAGCACCUUUGCACAGAAAAAUUUCUAGAGGGCUAGAUUGCCGACAUUGGAGACGACAGUUGACGAAUUAAAUUACAGAAAUGGGCUUUAUGCAUAGCUCGGAUUUUUACGGUUUCUAUUGGUUAGACUAGGCAAGCAUACUGUAAAUGUGUCUGUGCUGACCGUCUUAGCUGGUAGAAAAACGCAAAGAGGCAAUGUAUAGGCAACAUAUUGAGGCCAAAAGCCAGAACAAGUGAAUCUGUGAGAGUGCCAUGUGAGUGGUCCCGAUGUAGUGCAAUCAGGUGCAACCCCAAUCAGGUGCAACCCCACGGAGAAAUAUUGGAGGGCCCACAUGUUUACGCAGCAAAUUACUUACGCCAUUAUUCUAGCUGAAAUGUACGCAAAAGCGGAUAAGAAUAAUAGGUUUCACCAGUACAAUCUAUAUUCAAAUAUGCGGGGUUUGUGUACUGGGGUAGGCGUGACCAUGGAGCCCAAUUAGAUAAGGUUAACGCUGAUAAAGAUUACAACAAUAACAGAAGGUGAACGGUGUAGAAAUCGAGUGAAAUAAAUACAGGCGACCUAGAAAGUGUCCAGCAAGUCGUAUGGACGUUUCGUUCUACAGACAUCACGUGCAGUUUCUAGUUACUACUUCUGGUUGAGGACCGAGGGAUGUAUCAUUUGCUUGCUGUUUGUGGAAUUUUUCCUAAUAGAAGACAAUGUUUUUGUAAAUCGAGAUCGUUAUAAUCCUCAUUUUUUUAUUAAUGGGAUAGCUAUUGGAGCAGACAUUAUCAAGAACACCAGUGAUUGUGGGAUAUAAAACCAGAGUGUUAUAGAUAUGAGCUAUCCAACAUAUGUUGGUAUAAUGCUCGACCUUUCAAUAGUGAUUUUACGUUAUACCCGAGAUAUGUUGCUACUGAAAACGACUGCGUAAUUGCUGCGGGAGAACGGCGUGCUUGCAUAGCAUAAUUCUCUUAAUUUAUGUACUUGUAGUAGAGAUAAUUAUUCAACAACUCCAGGGCUUUGCUUUCAGCUUGGCCAAUAAGGAGUAUUUUGUUCGAUGCUAUAUGCGUAUUCGAGAUUUAGUUGCCAUUUUACCAUGCCAAUACUUUACGCGGAUUCGCUACAUAUGCUUUUCCGUUAUCCAUAUACAAGCCAAUGAAUAAGCAUGUCCAAAAACAUGGUCCCCAUAGGACGAGGCCAUGUAAGAUAAAUAGCGAAAAAUUGAAGUUCAUCCAGUACGCUGCUUGGUAAGGUGAUGAGCGAGUUUAGUUGCUGAAAUAGGCGUUUUUGCAGACUAAGGGGAAAAACAAUAGCUGAAAGGAUCUUGCUGAGAGGCAGAAAUCCCCAAGGAGGUUUAUUCACACCCAAUCGACUUGUUGACGGGUAUUAGGUAGCGCAGUUUUUGCAUUAAUGAAAAUCUUCUCCAGCAAACAGUAAUUAUAGUUUUUUUUUUAAGUCGAAAUCAUUAUUAUAACGAAUUCAAAGCGUGAAAGUCUCACAGUGUUAAUAACUCAAUUUAACAGUUGCAUGGAAACCACACUGCGAGCUAAUUAAACUAAUGUGUCUUAGCCUUGAUUUAGUUAUAUGUUGGGUAGCGCAGAAGGGGCUAUUUGAAUCAUGUCUAUUAUCGGGUAAAAGAAGUAGUAACAAAACUUUGCAAUAGUUCUACUUAAUUACGCUUGAUAAUAUUAAUUGAAAACACUAAUUUGCGUAUUACAAAUUGACUAAUUCAGAAAGUAUUCAUCUGCUAAAAUCAAACUAUCUGGUACUGACUUGAGGGAGACCCUCGAUUAUUCUACUAGAAUGUGCGCUGAAAUUUACCACUUUUUUUUUUCAAUUUUUAUAUUUGUGUGUUCACAAGGACUUUUGCUUUCCGUUUAAAAAAAACUGCCACUAAAAAGAAUAAAAAUUUCAACGACCCUCUUUACUAUAACGUUCUAUGAAUAAGUCACUCAGUAAGCCAUAUGUAAAGAAAGAAACGAUGGUGAUAACAAGUUGGGUUCCCGCAGUAUCUUUUGUUGCAACGUCCCGCUUCAUUUUAUCGUAGUUCGUUUGUCGACUUGUCGACACCCUACGGAAAAGCUGGAAAGCUCUAAGACGUUUCUGUUCAUCAAGACAAUUUCUUUUUAAAAAAAGACCUAACAUUUUUUUUUAUUAGAACAUCAAUUUUUUGCGUUUUGGGAAAAUUGAGACAACAUUCAUAGGAAAGAAAUGGAAAAAGUCUGAGACAGUUACUAUAGAGGUGAAUAAAUUAGAGCGAAGGCUAGAUAAGAGCCAAGAUCUUGGAAAGAUGUUGAGCAUAUAUAGUUAAACAUAACGAAUAAAAACGAUGGCUUUGUGUGUAAAAUAAUAUUGCUGCUAUAAAGAAAUAGACUAAAAUAAUAAAUAAACUGAUCAACAGAAACGGAUCCACGUGGUAAUAAUAAGAACAAAAAACACUAAAUAAAAUCAACAACAACAAAGUCUUUAUGGAAAAUAUACAAGAUUUUCGUCAAAAACGUG